AAAGCAAAACUCAAAUAAAGGUUGCAGUCAGAAGCGUUUACUCUAAAUAAACGUAAAUAAAUGCCUCGAUGUGCCCUGUAGCUGUGCCAUAAAGACAGAACCAAGCAAUAAUACCUGUGAAAUAUUGAAAUCUGAUAUUCAUGCUCUCUAUAUACCGUUUGAUAGAAUUUUUAUUACUUUAGUUAAUUUUUGAUUUAUUUCAUAUGAAACGAAAAGAAUUUUCUAAAGGUUGUGAAAAUGCCAAUACAAAUGGGAGAGACACUGGUUUUCGUUCAUGCUCACACGGUAACAUAACCGUAAAAAGAGCAGGGGACUAUUUACUAGGUCCCCGUAUUGGUAAUUCUCCUGUGAAGAGUAUUGUUCAAUGUUUAGCUAAGAAGAUAGGAACAGAUGACUUCUACACUCUAAAGAUUCUCACUCUCUCCGAUCCUUCAGAAGAGACGCAAGAUGAUAGGCAGGGAAAGAUGCUGCUUCAUACGGAGUAUUCUUUGCUAUCUAUUCUUCAGUUCAACCCCGGGGUGAUCCACCAUCAUGGAUUAUUCAAAGAUGAAUAUUUCGAGCCCAGUGAUAAAAAGAUGAAUUUAAGGAAUUCUGUGAGAAGAAGGCAGAGAGUAUGUUUGGUGCUUGAUUGUUUGUCACGACAUGAGUUUAACCCUCGAAACUCUCGUAUAAUCAACCUACAACAUUAUGUGAUCAGUGAAAAGAAACUUUCUGAAAAAGAAGCUGUGUUCCUAUUUUAUGAUAUUGUAAAUAUUGUAUCAUCAUUGCAUAAGGAGAAUGUGGUUCAUCGAGAUUUAAAAUUAGGAAACAUAGUUCUCAAUCAGCACACGAGAAAAGUGACUCUAACAAAUUUCUGCCUGGGUAAACAUUUGAUGAAUGAAAAUGAUCUACUGAAGGAUCAGAGAGGGAGCCCUGCAUACAUUAGUCCAGAUGUUUUAAGUGGUAAGCCUUACCUUGGAAAACCCAGUGAUAUGUGGGCUCUGGGAGUCGUCCUCUUUACUAUGUUGUAUGGAAUAUUUCCAUUUUACGACUCAGUUCCUCAAGAAUUGUUCAGAAAAAUAAAAUCUGUGGAAUUUACCAUUCCAGGAUCAGAUGGUAGAGUCUCUGAAAGCUCUAAUAUGAUUAUCCGUAAUUUAUUGAAUGCAAAUCCAACUCAACGAAUGACAGCUGAACAAGUGUUGGAUGCGCUGAGUUGUAUUGCAGCUACAAGGUGGAGUUCAUCAUCACGUGACAAUGAUCUACAAGUUGUUCCAGUUUAUGUCUCCCCAACAACUUCACAAGAGACUACAAACAAGGCAGAAGACAAAUCUAUAUCCCUACAGGGAGCAAUUGAGGAGACUUCUGCCUUAGACCUCCGCUUGAAUUCAUCAUCUGUUUAUCUUCCAAUCAUUUCUUCACAAAAAGAAUUCAUUAGACCGAAGAAGAAGAAAUCCCAUCAAGGAUUUUCUUUUCCAAUCUGUCACAUAAAUGAAGAUGCCCAACCCUUAACACAAUCAGACAUUCAGUCUCUGAGGCACAUUUUACCUAGUACAUCUCAUCAGUAAUGUAUGCUGGAAAGUGUCAAUGUCAUACAAUACACAGUAAAUAGGACUUUGGACUUAUAAAUGCAAUGUAUGAAUGAAAACUACUGCAUAUUUUUAUUUUAUCUACAAAAAUAUAAAAAGAGCAAAUUUCAUAUUUUCUUUUAAAAUAAUAAAUAAGUAAAAAUCUCUUUUCUUUCUUUUUUUAUCAAUUUGUAAAUGAUCCCUUAUUUUUUUCUUUUUUAAAUUGAAAACAAACCUUUAUUUUUGGCCUAUGAUGAUGUAUACAAUGCAUGGAUGCCUACUACUACAUAUUUUAAUACUGCAUGCAAAAAUAUAAAAGGGGCAGAUUUAUUAGAUUUUUUUAAAAAUAAAUAUCUCAUUUCCUGGUA
Parasteatoda tepidariorum (common house spider) is the source of this 1912-nucleotide messenger RNA. Its product is annotated as serine/threonine-protein kinase 40. Gene Ontology annotation, biological process: protein phosphorylation. NCBI's taxonomy places the organism in Eukaryota, Metazoa, Arthropoda, Arachnida, Araneae, Theridiidae. Gene Ontology annotation, molecular function: ATP binding; protein kinase activity. The record is from RefSeq and is a predicted model, not a curated record.